Molecule: messenger RNA, 2529 nt
Organism: Saccharomycopsis crataegensis
Lineage: Eukaryota; Fungi; Ascomycota; Saccharomycetes; Ascoideales; Saccharomycopsidaceae
Gene: HIS4
Product: trifunctional histidinol dehydrogenase/phosphoribosyl-AMP cyclohydrolase/phosphoribosyl-ATP diphosphatase
Exons: 1
Coding region: 1-2529 (842 amino acids)
Biological process (GO): L-histidine biosynthetic process
Cellular component (GO): cytoplasm; cytosol
Molecular function (GO): histidinol dehydrogenase activity; NAD binding; phosphoribosyl-AMP cyclohydrolase activity
Source: RefSeq, a predicted model, not a curated record
AUGGUCUUCCCAUUAUUGCCCUCAUUCGGGUCUAUUGAAGAUCCCCAGUUACCGUCUCUUGCCAUCACCGGUAACAUCCUUUUGCCAUACUCAAAAUCCAUCAAUUAUAAGCAAUUCAUCAACACUUUUGCCUCUCCUGCCGCUAUCCUGGUUGAUAUCCAUGAUUCAUCAUUAGAAACUAGUGAAAUUGUCGAUAUCCUAAACUCAGGGGUCACCAGAGUCAUUGUCGAUUUGCAAACCGCCAAAGAUUUGCAAGAAUUUGGAGUCCCAGAAUCAAGAAUUAUCGUGGCUUCCAAUGAUGUCCAAAGCACCUUCAAGAAUUAUCUCGUUGAUGCCUCAACUUAUAACCCUGAAUCAUUUUCUAAACAAUCUCAAGUAUUCGUUGAUUACAGAAACUCUGCCGUUUCCAAAGAUACGGUGAUCGAGGCCUCACAAGAAAUCAUCCCAAUCAUCAAAUCUGAAAACUUAACCUCAGACUACACCAACGCCAAUGCCUCAGUGAUUUCUAUCGCUGACUUCUUGUUACCAGUGUUGGUCACCGAUAGACAAGACGGGUUAUUCACCUCGAUGGUCACUGAUAUCCACAACCACUCCCUUGGGUUGGUGUACUCUUCUACAAACUCCAUUGAAGAAGCUAUCAAAAACCAAGCCGGCGUGUACCAAUCCCGUAAACGUGGAUUAUGGUUUAAAGGUGCUACUUCAGGUGCCACCCAAAAGUUGUUGAAAAUUGACAUUGACUGUGAUGGCGAUGUGUUGAAAUUUGUGGUUGAACAAACCGGGGUUGGUUUCUGUCACUUGGAAACCGAUACUUGUUUUGGUAAUUUGUCGGGUAUUAGCAAAUUGCAAGCCAUUUUGGAAGACCGUAAAGCCAACGCUCCUGAAGGCUCAUACACCAAAAGAUUAUUUAAUGAUGAACAAUUGUUGAAUGCUAAAAUCAAGGAAGAAGCAGAAGAAUUGACCGAAGCCACCACCAAACAGGAGAUUGCUUGGGAAGCUGCCGAUUUGAUUUAUUUUGCUUUGACCAGAUGUACAAAAUACGGAGUUUCUAUCGCUGAUAUCGAAAAGAAUCUUGAUUUGAAACACCUUAAGGUCACUAGAAGAAAAGGUGAUGCCAAACCAAAGUUUUUACCUCAACAACCAUCUGAAGAAAAACCACAACAACAACAACAACAACAACAACAACCAUCUGAAGAGAAGUCAGAAUCUGGCGAUAUCCAUCUUAAGGUAUACGACGUUGCUGACUACAGUGUUGCGCAAGUGGCUAAGAUCAUUGAACGUCCGGUCCAGUCAACUUCGAAUAUCAUGAAAUUGGUCAAUCCAAUCAUUGAGAACGUGAUUAAAAAUGGUGACAAAGCGUUGUUGGAACUUACCGAAAAGUUCGACAAGGUUAAAUUAUCAUCACCAAUCAUUAGAGCACCAUUCGCACCAGAAUUGUACCAACUUCCAAAAGAUAUUAAAGAUGCUUUGGACUUGUCGAUGGAAAAUGUCCACAAAUUCCAUGUGGCCCAAUUACAAAAAGAAACCAUGGAAGUCGAAACCAGCCCAGGGGUUAUCUGUUCCAGAUUCUCUCGUCCAAUUGAAAAAGUUGGGUUGUACAUUCCCGGUGGUACUGCGGUUUUGCCAUCCACUGCAUUAAUGCUUGGGGUUCCUGCUAAGGCCGCUGGUUGUAGAGAAAUCAUUCUUGCUUCUCCUCCAAGAAAAGACGGUACUUUAACCCCUGAGGUUGUUUACGUCGCCCAUAAGAUUGGUGCCAAAGCAAUUGUCUUGGCUGGUGGUGCUCAAGCAGUGGCUGCCAUGGCAUAUGGUACCGAAUCUGUUCCAAAAGUCGAUAAGAUUAUGGGUCCAGGGAAUCAAUUUGUCACUGCUGCCAAGAUGUACGUCCUGAAUGAUACCAAUGCUCUUUGUGCCAUUGAUAUGCCUGCCGGUCCUAGUGAAGUGUUGGUUAUUGCCGAUAGCUCUGCCGAUCCUGAUUUCGUGGCUGCCGAUUUGUUGUCGCAAGCGGAACACGGGGUUGACUCCCAAGUUAUUUUGAUCUCGAUUGAUUUGUCAGAAGAAGAAAUCAUGAAGAUUCAAGAAGCAGUGGAUAGACAAGCCAGACAAUUGCCAAGAGAAGCGAUCAUUAGAAAAUGUAUUGAACACAGUAUGAUUUUGAAUGUCAAGAAUGUCGAAGAUGCCUUCAAGUAUUCUAACUUGUAUGCUCCAGAGCACUUGAUUUUACAAAUCAAGAACGCUAACCAAUAUAUUGAUUUGGUCGACAAUGCCGGUAGUGUGUUUGUUGGAUACUUGACUCCUGAAUCUUGUGGUGAUUAUUCCUCGGGUACCAACCACACUUUGCCAACUUAUGGUUACGCCAGAAUGUAUUCUGGGGUUAACACUAGUACUUUCUUGAAAUUCAUCACCUCUCAAGAAAUCAAUAACACUGGGUUAAAGAAUAUUGGUCCUGCUGUGAUGUCUGUUGCUGCUGUCGAAGGAUUGGAUGCUCACAAAAAUGCUGUCAAAAUUCGUAUGGAAAAACUUGGAUUGUUAUGA